AGACCAAAAAUUAAGGUCCAGACCAGCAACAAGGUCGUUAAAAUUUUCUCAAAAUCGAAGUGGAACGCACUCGAGUUAGCAGCUGACAAUAGGCCGCCUUCAGCCCACCACGUUGCGGGCCAAAUCGGCGGAGCAGAAGCCUUUGUACUUUGUAUCCACCAGUGCACGCGCACCAUCACACGACCGUUCAACUUGAAUGGGCAGCCAGACGCUUGCUCGAGGCGCCCUCACCGUUUCCCGAACCCACCCGCCGUCGACGCCGACGCGCGCCUCCCCCAGCGGCCGCGACCACUCCCUCUCGGCGGCCGCCGCGCGCGUCCUGCGGCUCGAAGCCCCCGCGGCUGCCUCGUCCACCUACCUAUGGAACAGGCUGCUCGGCCUCCUCUGCUCAGGCAGCGGCGCGCCCGGGCCGCUCGCGCUUGCCCGCAGGGUGUUCGACGCGAUGCCCGAGCGGGACGCCGUCUCGCACAACACCCUGAUCGCGUGCCUCUCGCGGGCCGGCCACGGGCACGCGGCGGAGCGCGCGCGCACCUACUCGCGGAUGCUCCGCGAGGACGGGGUCAUGCCCACCGGGACCACCCUCUCCGCUCUCCUUACCGUGAGCGGUGGUGAUGCGGCGUCGGCGUGCCGCGGGUUUUUCCGGCAGGUGCACGCCCAUGCGGUGCGGUUCGGGCUCUGCUCGAACGCGUUCGUGGGGAGUGCUCUGGUGCGGGCGUACCAGAGGUGCGGUGAUGCAGACGCCAUGUUCGGCGUGUUCGAGGAGAUUGAUGAGCCAGACGUCGUGUGCUGGAACGUCAUGAUCGACGCAUGCGCGCGGAGCAGGAGGGCGUGGCGUGCUGUGGAGAUGCUGUCCAGGAUGUGUAGGGGUGGAGGCGUCGCUGACAGGUUCACACUGGCGAGCAUCCUGAAGGCUUGCUCCUGCGGCCAUGAUCUGGGGCUUGGCAUGCAGCUACACGCAUGGGCAUGGAAGAUUGGCUCGGAGUCAGAGACGGCAACCUGCAACGCUCUCAUCACGAUGUACCUGAAAUGUGGUGGUGGGGUGCAUUCAGCUGCCAAUGUCUUCGACGGGAUCUCUGAACCAAACAUAAUUUCUUGGACGGCCGUGAUUGCCGGGUUGGUGCAGAAUGGCCUUGCCAUGGAAGCAGCCGGCUUUUACAAACACAUGGUGAGGGUUGGGGAGAAGGAGAAUGACUUCUGCUUCACAAGCGUGCUCUCAGCAUUCAGCAAUCUUGCGAGUCUGGAGCAUGGCAAGAUGGUGCAUUGUCGCGCUGUGAAGGCUGGGUUUUGUUUCGAUACGAUCCUUGGGAACGCCCUUCUUGACAUGUACUUCAAGUGUGGCAGCUCUGCAGAUGCUCAAUUUGUCUUUGAUGCAAUGCAAGCACAUGAUGUAGUGUCAUGGACAGCUAUGGUUGUUGGAUAUGGGCGGCAUGGUGAGGCCAGAAAAGCUGUUGAAUGCUUUAGAGCAAUGGUUGAUGGUGGAUUUAAGCCAGACAGCAUAACAUUUCUUGCUGUCCUUUCUGCCUGUAGCCGAGGAGGUAUUGUGGAUGAAGGGCUUAACAUUUUUCGCUGCAUGGCUGAGGAUCAUGGCAUUAAGCCAGACAGAGAGCAUUGUGCAUGCUUGGUGCAUCUGCUAGGCCAUGCCGGCAGGCUAAAUGAAGCAGAAACGCUGAUUAGGAAGAUGGGAUUGCAACUUGAUUCAUUUGCAUGGGAGUCGCUUCUGAGUGCUUGUGGCAUACAUGGAGAAGUUGAGCUGGGGAAGAGGUCGGCAGGGAAGGUCAUGGAACUGGAGCCAUGGAAGGACGGGCCUUAUGUUUUACUGUCAAACAUGUGUGCUGAACAAUGCCAAUGGCGUGAAAAGGAGACAUUGAGAGGGAGGCUCGACUACAGCAAUGUGAGGAAGGAUGCUGCUCUCAGCUGGUUUCCAGUUUCAGAAGCAAAUUGAGAACCUCAUAUGGUUGUGUGCUUACUCAAGACAUUUGUGGCAUGCCAAGGAAACAGAGGGGAUGAACUCCAUAUAUACUUGCUGAAUUUACAGAACUGGAGCACCAGAAGCCGUCAGUCAAUCAGCUCGUGAGGAUUUGCAGGUGCAAGGACAUGGGCAGUCCGCAGAUACGGAGAAGUAAAAGUUACAAUGAUCGAGGUAACAAUGUUAUUCUCUUCUACAUAUGCAAGGGCAAACUCUUCAGGCAAAUGAUAUCAAUCAAGAUCAAACCCCCAUUAGAGCCGCUGUUCCUCCGCAGCCUACAUGAACAAGAGAAGACAUGCAUUGUUAGAGGCCAUCUAAUAUGUUUUGGGAUCUCAUGCAGCAUGGUUCAACCUCCAGGUUUUUAUUACCAAUUGUUGAUUCAGAUACACACAAAAAAAGCAUGUAAAUUUUGUUUUUAGUUAUUGAUUCAGAUCAACAAUGUGAAGAUUUUGAUUAAAAACUGUACAUUUUAGUGAAUGUACUUAUUUUUGUGAGAAUUUAAUGAAUGUACAUUUCACUCUUAU
This is a messenger RNA of Panicum hallii, 2490 nucleotides long. RefSeq names its product pentatricopeptide repeat-containing protein At3g53360, mitochondrial-like. Lineage: Eukaryota; Viridiplantae; Streptophyta; Magnoliopsida; Poales; Poaceae. The transcript has 2 exons. Gene Ontology annotation, molecular function: protein binding; RNA binding. Gene Ontology annotation, biological process: RNA modification. The coding region runs from base 197 to 1942 and encodes 581 amino acids. The record is from RefSeq and is a predicted model, not a curated record.